AAUCAUCAGUAUCGUAUCGUCGGCCCUACCGAGUGUGUGUUCGUGCCCGUGCUCUGCAUUCGCGCGUCCGUCCGUCCGCCACCGCUGCCGUCGUCGAUUUAUUUUAUUUUUUUUUUUUCGUUUCCAGUCGAAUUCUCUGUCGUUCCGUCAACGCGCGCUCGUCUUGUGCUCGACAAAAAAUUCAAUAAAUACACCUUCGGUUCGCGGACUCUAGUACGAUCGUUUUGUACUUUUUUGCGCUCGCGUCUCCGCAAACCACCGCCGUCGCUCGCGCACACGAGACAUCGUCUUCGACACUUCGGCGAACACUAUGCUCCGGCCGUGGGCCAACGCCGCGCACGACCGACGUGAUCACGUCUCGUCCGCCGUCGUGCCGACGCGUUGUUAACGACACUCGCGCGGCGUAAAGCGCGUGUAAUCCCGUCCGCGGCGGGCACACGCACCGGAGAAUCGCCGUCCGCGGAUUACACGUCUCUCGGGCCCCCGUCGUCGUGCCCGCAGUCCGUCCGCUGUUCGUCGCCGACGAGAGCACUUGAUUUUUCUCGCCCGACGAUAACACCGGUGGUCGACCACCACCUCUGCCGGAAACAUGGUUCUGUUCGACAACCUGUUCGGUUUCCCCGGGCUACCGGGCUGCCUGCGGUUCUUCUCGCCGUCGCCGUCCGCCGCCGCCGGGCGACGGCCCGCGUCCGCGACCAUGCGCGGCGUGUCGUGCACCAAGAUCACGUCGUGCCUCACGCUGGUCCUGCUCAUAUGCUUCGAGACGGUCCUGCUGUCCACCGUCAGCGAUUGCACCAAGUCAUUCACCGUGCACUGGAACACGUCGAAUUCAAUAUUCCGGAUAGACAACACGGAUCACAUAAUUGACGUGAACAAAGGAAACCAGCCUUUCGAAUACGACCAAGUGAACAUUGUGUGUCCCGUGUACGCGCCGGGGACACACGAGUCGGACGCCGAAAAGUAUAUCAUUUACAACGUGUCCAAGGAGGAAUACGAUAUGUGUCGAAUCACUAAUCCCAAUCCAAGGAUCAUAGCGUAUUGCGACAAGCCUUACAAACUUAUGUACGUCACAAUAACAUUCCGGUCGUUCACACCUCAGCCCGGUGGACUCGAAUUUCAGCCGGGACAAGACUACUAUUUCAUUUCCACUUCGUCCAAGGACGACAUCCACCGCAGAAUCGGCGGCCGUUGCUCCACCAACAACAUGAAAGUCGUGUUCAAGGUGUGCUGCAGACCAGAAGACCAACAAAACAACCAGAACUUGGCCCCCCGACCAACGCAGAACGCCGGCAACCCUCAGCGGCUACCAGUGCCGGGCAGUACUCACGGAUAUCCGGCCCGACCUCCGUCUGUAUAUGCAUCGUCCACACAGCAGCCAUCGUUGGCCGGCAAGCAGCCUCCGUUCGGCGCCACCGGACCGUCAGUGCACAACAACAACAAGCCAUCACACAAAAAAUCAUCCGAAUACGACAAGCAUCCCAACGAAGUGGUCAAGAAUGAAGAGCUCACGUACAACGGUGCCGGCGCCACCGUCGCCGGAAUUUCGGCAAAGGCGUUGGUUGUUCUAGUCCUCGUGGCCAUCGGUGCUUACGAACAGAUCAUACAUCGAUAAACGGUCACCGCUCCGCUAGGAUCCCCUUCUCACCCCCUCAUCAACACUCCACGAAAUACGACAAGCGUAUAUUUAUCGUAAGAAUAAUAUUAUGUGACAUAUUAUUAUUAUUGCAUUAUUGACGACACACUGUGUACAUACCUACCUAAAUGGUGUUUUUAUUUUACUAUAAUAUUAUAAUAUCGAUGAUAUGAUUAUUAUUAUUAUUAUUAUUAUUAAACUCUUGUAAAUAUAUAUAAAACGUAUAUGUAUAUAUAAAUACAUAUAAUAUAUGAUAUUAUAAAAAACACCUCCGAUAAUAACGAUAAUGAUAAUCCUCCCCUCCCCUUGAGUAAUUAUAAUUAUUAUCAAUAUUAUUAUUAUUAUUAUCUAUUAUUAUUAUUAUAUUAUUAUUAUUAUAUAUUAUUAUUAUUACUAUUAUUAUUUGUACAUAACAAUAUUAUAUAUAGACAUGUAUAACGUAGGAAAACGACUAUAUAUAUAUUUAUAUAUACACGAUAAUUAUUUUAUUCCGACGAAUAAUCGAAAACAAUGUUUUAUUUUUUACCGUAUCGUAUCACUUCAGACAAUUCGAAAUUGCCGGACAACAAAUUUUUUUUUUCGUGAACCCUCUUAACUUAUUAUUAUUAUUAUUAACUGUUUAGGUUUGCCAUAAUAACAUAAUAAUAUUACAACGAACGUGUAUACGGGAACAACGAUGGUAUAGAUACAAUGCGUCGCGAAUUAAAAAAAAAAAAAAUUAAUCAUAAUUAUUCGUAAUAAACAAAUAUGUCGCAGUCUUUUCGCCAUCUGUACAGCCAAGUGCCAUUUUACCGGUUCUGCGACAUAAUUUUGUAUUUAACUCUGUUCGUGGUAGGCCUCACCGUCGUCGCCAUUCGAUACGAUAUACACGUAUAAAUAUUUAAUAUUAUUAUAUCGAUCGAUAUAAUAGUUAAUUAAUACACUCUUCAUUAUGUAAUAUAUACAUAUAUAUAUAUAAUUAUCGUACGUCUAUAAUAUGUUUUAUAUAGAAAAGUAAAAAAAAGUGAAAUUAUUAGGGUACCUAUGUGUGUGCAUGUGCGUGUGUGUGUGUAUCUGCGUGUAUGCAUAUUCGAUUACAAUAUUCUCGUUAUUCUAUAAUCGGUUAUAUUUGUAAUUUAAUUUCUGUGAUCGUUAAUUUUUUAAACAUUAAUAUAGAGACAUUUUGACCGUAAUCGUAAAUCUAUAUAAAUUUAGUUUCUUUUAAAAUAUUAUGUACAACGAGAAAGAGUAUGUAAAUGUAUAAUAUAUAUAUAUAUAUUUAUGUAUAGGUACAUAAAAUAAACACCUAUAUUUAUCUGUGUUACAUAGAUGCGAGUGCAAAAAUAUCACACACAUACUCAGCAUUCGUACGAUAUACUUAUUUAAAUAUGUUUUAUUCUUUCCAUUCGUUAUCUAAUUUAUUUUUAUUUUUGUCAUCACUUCAUAGUAUUAUAAUAUAUAAUAAAAUGUAUGUAUUUUUUUUUUUUUUUAACGUUUUUAUUACGUUUGUGUGAAAAUAGUUUUAUAUAUAAAUAUAAAUAAAUAUAUAAUAAUAUAAAGGAAAAAUAUUAUUUUGUAAAAUCGUAUAUUGUGUACAUAUAUAUAUUAAUGAUAUUAACUAUACAUGAUAUUAUAUUAUAACGUGUAUUUCAUGUCACUGUAUUAGGUACACGCGCAUUCAAUAAUAGUUUGUAUUAUAUAUUAUUAUUAUUAUUAUCAUAAUAUUACCUACAUGUAACACGUAUUAUUAUAAUAUGUUAUUACGAUUUAAGGACAAUAUUGUACUCGAACGAAAUUCGUAAUAUAUAUAUAUAUAUGUAUAAAACUGUACUUAGCUACCCCUCUCACUCCCGUAAUAAUAAUAAUAAUAUUAUUGUAAUAGGUAUAUCCCCGCGACUACGGCACCGCUGCCACUGCCACCGCUGCCACUAAUAUGUUUUUUUUUUAUAAUAUGUAAAUCGGCGCACCACCACGUGCGUGUUUCGAUUCUCGAACAUCCAUCACUGAUUAUCGUUAAAUUAAUAAAUGUAUUAUUGAACUUUCGUUAGUCAGCAAGCGAUCUUUUCACGAGCGACGCCGAAGGGAUGCGUCUGCUACACGAACGGUGUUCGUAAUCUGUUUUUACCGUAUUAAAUUCAUCUGUACAGACGGCUAAAAUAAUAAUUCGCUAUAACAUUAUUGUACGUAUUAUUAUCAUUAUUAUAAUAUUCCGAGCAAUGCGUGUGCAGCUGCGCAGCAGACAUAGACACAGACAUCACACAAUAUUUGUCGUGGCGCGGAGUUGUAAAAAUGAAAUUGAAAAAAAAAUAUUCGAUUUAGUUCUAAUGAAAUGCUUAUGUAUUAACUAUAUGAUAUAUCUCUUUUAUACGUAUACAUAUAUAUAUAUUUCAAAAACAAAAAAAAAAAAAUUUAAAAAUAUGAUAAUCGUUUAAUAUUCAAUUUGUAUAGUGUGUAAUGUUAGGUGUUUUCUUUUAUACUGUUUCUUUUUCGUCGGACGGACGGACGAAUAAUAAACUGUAUUAUUAUUAUUAUCAUCAUCAUCAGUAUUAGGUACCGUUUACGUCGACAACUCAGUAUGUAUUAUAAUCUUAUGGUGCCGUCGGUGAAACAUGUUCUGUACUAUCGUAUUACCGCCGGACCAUCGAUUUAUUAUUAUAAUAAUAUCAUUAUUUAUUAUAUAUAUUACGAUUAUUAUAUUUUGUACAUUUUCGAUUUACUCGAACGUCGUGUUCUAAACUCCGUACAUCGCUAAUGAACAAAAACAAUAGCAUAACACUCGUCUUCUCCUCACAUUGUCCAAACCCUAUGACCCCCCACCCUCUCAUAUAUGUUCAGCCAGUAAUAUUAUUUUCCGUCUUAAAUUCGUCUCUUUUUUUAUAUAUAUUAUAUUUACAUCUACUAACUAUAUGAUAAUAAUUUUCGUCAUUAUUAUCAUAUUAAUGUAGUACGCUCGACACGACGAUAAUAUGUUCAUACAUUAAACUGAUAUCUCGUCGACGGUGUGAAUUUUUUUUUUAUUUAGGCGUAUUUUUUAUGUGUUCAAGUUCCUAUGUUUCAAUGCAACUUAAAAUAAAAUAAAAAAAGUACAAACGAGAGAAAAAAACGUUUUUGAAUUUCUAAAAAAUAAACUAUUAACUAAAAUUUAUAUACAACUAUAUUAUUAUUAUUAUUAUUAUUAUUAUUAUUAUAUCGCCGCGUAACCUGUUGUGUUAUAAAAUGAAAAAAAAAAACUGGCUGAAUGUUCGAACAAUUAGGAUUUAAGUAUAACUUCAAACCUGUAUGUUUAAUAAAAUAUUUACAGGAUAAUAUUAUAAUAAUAGUAAAGCGCCGUGUGUUUAUUUAAUUUUUUUUUUUUAUUUAUUGUAUUUUUUUUUUUUUAAUUAUUUAAUUUUUUUUUUUGUGUGUAGUUUGUUAGGAUUUAAAUACAUUAAUAUUACCUAAUAUUUAUUUAUAUAUGUAUGUGUCAUAUAUGUAUAUACGACGCAUAUGUAUAUAUUUAUAAUAUAUAACAUAAUAUAAAAUGUAUACAUCCUUCAAUUUAUUGCCAUACCCGCUGUAUAAAUGAAUAAAUGUCAAAAAAAAACGUGUAUUAGCUUAGAAUUACCUAUGUAUGAAUUUAGAACAGGGCACUUAAUACUUAGAACUGAUGUGUACUCCUAUUUGUGCUGUAUGUACCAGUUAAAUAUAAGGUUUAUGAUAAUAA
Molecule: messenger RNA, 5315 nt
Organism: Aphis gossypii (cotton aphid)
Lineage: Eukaryota; Metazoa; Arthropoda; Insecta; Hemiptera; Aphididae
Gene: Ephrin
Product: ephrin-B1
Exons: 6
Coding region: 590-1612 (340 amino acids)
Biological process (GO): ephrin receptor signaling pathway; axon guidance
Cellular component (GO): plasma membrane
Molecular function (GO): ephrin receptor binding
Source: RefSeq, a predicted model, not a curated record